Messenger RNA from Caenorhabditis sp. 36 PRJEB53466, 13625 nucleotides. Lineage: Eukaryota; Metazoa; Nematoda; Chromadorea; Rhabditida; Rhabditidae. The record is from the annotation of a GenBank genome assembly.
AUGAGCCUCCGCGACAGCCAGUGCAGCAGCGAAGACGUCAACAAGGAGGAUGACUGUAUGCCGUCGUCGUCCGAGGAUAGUCAAGGUUUGUAAGCGAUCCGUACCGGGCCUGCCUGCCCGUCAACGCUGUCAGGCACUCGGCCUCCGGUAGGGGCCUUUCUUUUCGAGACGCCCGCAACCCAGUCCAGCGUGAAAUGUUAUGAUUCCCGCGGCGGAUUAGCGCUUAGCGGAUUAGUCGAGCAAAUGCACGAACAUACAUGUUAGAAGAAUCCGACAGUUUUUGGAACUUAGACCUUCUGUCAAAAAGUGUCUUAUCAGUUGGCGCUGGAAUCAUUCUAAUCAUGAUUCGUCCAGAAGAGACCGUGCCAGGAGGUUGCGAAAGUACGCGUAGCACGUUUGCGUGAUACGGUACCCGUUUCCGGGUCUCAGCUGACUAGUUGUUAGUUCGAAAAACAACACAAAUAAAUGUAUCAAUUUCAGACGGCGUCCCUUCGCCGAUGGACAACGGUGAUGAACCCGAAUUCUCGCAAAAACACUACGACAUCGAACCAUGUUACUAUAGCAUGACUGGCAAAUCGGAUAGGAAUUGCCGUGGAAAAGUGAGUAUUUUGUGGUUUAUUUUCCCAAAAAAUCCGGAAGUUCUGCCCGUUCCUAAACUCAGCUGUACUCUGUUAUAUUUAUAAUCGGAGGAGGCAUCUUAUGCGUGCGUCUCUUCGACCUCGACACUGUCUCGGCACUCGAAAAACCAAUUAAUUGUUGUUCCACUGAAGCGUCGAGACGCAGAGACAAGGACAGAUAGGGACGAAAAGGGGGGCAGCAGCAGCAGCAGCAGCGGGGGGAGGCGUCCAUAAUUCAAAUGUUCCCGACAAGAGGAAGAACACCGCCAAGUUUGAGGAAAAUGCCUCCUCGAUUCGCUUUUUCGUUCCUUUGAGAUUCGGUUCGAUCGCCUCCUCGUCUAAACCCCCCAAACAUACAUGAGCACACAUUGCGAGCUCCAAUCGAGAAGGUGAAGAACCAGAAAGUCAAACACUAGCGAGCCUCGGAUACAGACGACACGCUGACCUCUUCCGAUGACUCUUUCCUGACUCGAUUAAAGCGAGGAUGGCUAUCCGAGUCUCGCGCACGCCAAUCAAAACACCCUCCUCCCUCCUCCCAGUUUUUGAUCUGAAAUAUGAGACAAUUGCUUUUUUUUUCCGCUGUCAAGGAAAGCAAAACCAACAAAAGUUUUCGGAGAGACCCCGAGAGCAGCUUUCCCCCAAGAGAGUACAAAUAAAAAGGGAUGGCGAGGGGACAGAUAUGAUGCGAGACAGACACACUUCUUGCAUAGUGUUUUUUGCCGCAUUAGAUGAUGAUCAUGAUGAUUUGUUUGUUUAUUUUGAACGCCCUCUUUCUUUCUGCUACUCCAAUGAUGAUGGUGGCAGUUGUCAGUGAUUCUGAAUGACCUGAACGUUUUCUCGUCAGAGGUGUCAAAUGACAGAGGAAGAGAGACGCAGACGAGGAGGUCAAUCGAACACUUGUUGAGUAGUACAUUCUGAGUGAACAAACGGGCAGAACCGGAUUGGGAGAGAGUGAAAAAAGUGGAAUUCGCAAGGGCAGCAAGAAGAAAAAUGCCCUUGGAAAUGAAUCUGAAACAGUUGUCCGAACGAUCAUAUCCUUUUAACCUAAUUCCCAAUCAUUUUCAGGUAUACCGGUAUCGAGCAGACGGUGAUCUAAAAGGGUUUCAAUCACAUGAUGGCACAAUGUACAGGCUACGAGACUCGGUUUUUGUGGAAACCUCCCAGAACGAGCCUUACGUGAUUGCAGCAAUAUGCGGAUUCAAAUAUGUGAGUGAUGGGUCUCUCCCUCCGAAUGUCGGCAGAUGGCCUGAUUUAUAUGCGCGCCCAUUUUGUUUGGGUCAAACUCUCAAGUCGGAUGUUUCUCUUCUGAAUAGAUAGUUGAACCGAGUCAGUAGAUCAUUGGAAUGUUUGUUAUGAAGAGCAGAAUAUUACACUUUGAGAGACAGAGAGAGAGAGAGAUAGUGAUGGAGCACAUGAUGCAGUCUCGGUGGUCGCUUCUUGAUAUUACGCAAGUGUUGUUUUUGUUCGUUUCUCUGAACUCGCGAGGGAGAGAGAAAGAGAACAUCGUUCUAGUCUGAGAUGACGGAACGAAAUACAUUUAUAGUGUGGAAAGAUGAUAAGGUGCGAAAGAGCGAGGGAAAGCAGAACCUGUGAGUGAGUGGGAGAGAUAAGAUAAGGAAGGAAUGUUUCGAAUUCAAAGUGAUGAUGUAGUAGUAGCAAGGGAAUGGUUUCUGAUCUGUACAUAGGCUCGAUUCAAAAACGUUUGAACGGGGAAAGUUGGAAAGUUGUAAAGCACUUUGAUCCGCUUCCUAUUGGUAUCACUAUUUGAUUCCCAAGUACCAAUAUCUGUCUGACGUCAUUUGUGCUCUGAACCUUUCGAAACAGCCUAGUCACACUUCUGAUUCACCUCCUGUUCUUUUUCUUUUUCUAAUAUCGCAUAGGUUGCUCUUUCUGCUACUUGUUUUGUGAGUCGCCGAUCGUCUCCAAAUAUUGACAGAGUGUUAGUGAGUUCGCUUUCUCCUUCUUCUCCCAUUCUCUUCGGAUGUGAUAACUGUUCUGAAGGGGACAUAUAAUAUCUUUUGUAUUGAGUCACUUGCCAUUCGCUUUCCAAUCCGAUCGUUCGUCCUUCAUCGCCUCCGCGAAACCGUGUCAUAAUCGGAUUGCGCGGGCAGUCAAAAGGAGGAGAGCGACCGAAAAAAGAACCUUUUUUCUGUUGUGUUUUUGUAUCGAAAUGGACAUUGUUUUUAUUUGUUUCUGAAACAUUUGGGAUUGUUUUGACUAUGCCCAUGACGAUGACGAAUAAUAAGUUUACACCGUCACCGACUGGCGGGCUGAGAGCACAGCGUAAUGCUUUUCAUUGUUGACACAGCACGUUGACGGCCAGCUGAGAGUAUUGCCGUUUCGGGCAUUCAUAAUACGCGCGCUCUCUCUCUCUCUCUCUCUCUCUCUCUGUUCCUCUCUCAGUUCGGAACUUAAAAAGGACGACGAGAUAGACACUUUUUGGAGGCAAAAAAGAGGUAAUUUGUGGAAGGAGAAACGGGUUUACGGGAGGGAAGAGACCGCCACGCAAAGAAAUGACACUCGAAGUGGGCGAAUGAGAAAACGAGGAGAGGGAUUUGAACAUGUGGGGGGAAAUGAGGAAGAAAGUACAUUAAUACGGGGGAUCGUGAACAAUCGACACAUUCUCAAUCCGAUCCAUUUUCAGACAAAACGAGAACACGUGGUAGUGAAACUUACGAGGUACUUUCGAGCUGAAGACAUUCCGGAGAUAUCAUUAAACCUGAUGAAACAAGAACGAGCAGAGCUCGAAAUUAACCCCCACCUGUGCCCGGUAAGUCCCUCGUCUCCCAGUCGCCAGAUGUUCGCUUGUAAAACAAACAUGUAUGUAAUGUUUUGCAAACAUGCACCCAUGCAAUCACAUCGUUCGUCAAUUUGUCUCUUUUGCAGCAGUCACUAAACCGGGAACUCUUCAACUCGGAUAUUCAAAUAACUCAUCCGGUCUCAUGCUUAAGGUCAGUUUUCCCUUUUUUUUGUCUCCCUCUUCUCAAAUUGCUUUUUUGCUAAGCGAAGGGUGUUAUAAUGUCAAAGAGAAGUGGGACGCAUCCCUCUUUUUAGAAAGAAAGCAGUGGUGUUUGUUUUGAAAUUGGAGCCGCGGUUGGUCGAGAAGAAUGAUGACGACAGGGGGAAGGGGAGUCUGUAAUUAGAAUACCCCCACUCAAUCGAGACGGGUGCCAUCGCUGCCCUUGUGUGCCUCCCUCGGGUGCCGGAAGUCUUUUCGGCGUCUCUUCUCAACUUUUGACCCCUGCACCGCUUGAAUAUCAGCUUUCGUUGCGUUCAGAACAGAUGCCACGUCACACGAGUGGCUAUCUGGUCUCCCGCAUCCCGCAGGGGCUCAUUCUGUUCGAGAACCUAUCAGCAGUGGCUACUCAAUCAUCUUUUCUUUCUCUUGUUCCGCGUGCACAUUUCCCCUGGGACCGAAUUAAUUGAUGUGACGAGACGGCCAGAGGACGGAUGGUCGCUCGUGUUGUACGUGUCGGAAAAUGGUGGGAAGAGCGACCGGGACAUCAAUUAUUCCACUUGUUUACCGCCCUCGUUUUCCCUCUAUACGUCCGUCAUAUCCUCUAUCCUUCUGGCAGUAAUUCUCUGCCUCCGGAAGGAAACUGUUUUCUGUCUUUGAGCCUCUCCGUCCUUCGCUCUCUCACUCUCUGCAAGCUCAAUUUAAUAAAGGACACUUGCUGCUCCGAAGCGACCACCCGGGGAGAUGAAGGCAGAAGAUGAUGCCGCCGGCGACCACAACACACUGGAAAUCUUAUUUUAUUGCAAACUUAUGUUUCCUCUCGCCAUAUUUUUCGCGCACAGAAAUUCUCGUCAUCCGCUUUUUGAUCUACUACGACCCGAUGGCAAUCUAAUCCGAGAAUCCGAUGAUACCAUUGAAAGUCGCCCGUGAUUGUCCUGGGCCUCCAAUGUUUCUACUCGGCAGCAGGGGCAGGAGCUUCUCGGGUUUCACUCGGUGUUCCGAGGAGCGCCAUGCGCAUCCCAUCUGCGUCCGUCCGCCACCGCUCUUUUUCUUGGCCUCCCUGCUGUCAUAUGACGCGGCAGCCGAAGUGUGUAUUCCCUCUCAUCCUCUCCUCCAUCUUCUUCUUCCUCUUCUUCUCCUCCUUCUUCUUUGGGGUUUUCCUCGUUUUCCACCGUGUCCCUUUUUUGAAACGGCGAUCCCGCUGGCAGGUUGCCAACAACAUUCCGUCUAUUUCGAGCGCCCACUCUGAAUUCUGGUCGCGCUCGUAAUUUUUUGUUUUGUAAAUGAUUCAGUGUCCCUUUGCCAUUUUUAAUUUCCGCUCUGCUGGUCACUUGUGGCAAACCACAAUUUUUUUGUUUUCAAUUUUAUCAAAGGGAACCAGUUAGCCAAAUAGAUACCCCUUUAAUCUGCAGAAGACUUAUCACCUAUCCGAGUGACCCGUGAUGAGAUGAGAGCAAUGAAGGACUCUCUCUCUCUCUCUUUCUCUCUCACGAAAACACAUCCAAGAAGCCUAGAGGAGGAGCAGGAGGAGCACAGAAGUCGCUUUUUUUUGAGCAGCGUUUUCUUUUUCCGCCCUCCAACAACACGAGCCCCUCGUUUCUUGUUGUUGCUCGGCAUGUUGCACACGCAAUCGCCUCCCAGUUCAUUUGAGACUUUCUCCAGCGGUCUUCUUCAAUUGAGAAUAUCAUCAUUCUUAUUUAAUAAAAAGCUUACGGGGUCUGUCUGCAACUUUCUUUCUUUAUCCGUUUGUCCGUCCCCACCCAGUUUUAAAGUUUUGUCAUUUAUGACGUGGCAUCGAAAAACGUUGUUUGUCCGAUUUCGUUCGAUUCAGUGGAUCACUUUCUCCCGUUUUCCCUCGAUUCUUCUUCGCCUCGUCGGCCAUCUGUCAUUUUGUCGACUUAGAUUCUCGCGUUUGGUUUCGUUUUUGUGCAUCCUAUUCGGUAACUAAAUUUUUUUUCCGAGAAAGAACGAUGAAAUUGAACGUUUUCUCGCUUGUAAGCCAUGAAAACCAGUUUAAAAAAAAGCUACAGUAAUUAUAAAAGGCGCAGCACGAGAUUUGUGGAAAUUUUGAACAGUCGUGUCGAGAAACACAGUUUCCGUUUCCUAAAACAAUUGUUCCCAACAUUUCAGAGGAAAGAGUAUUGUGGAAUACGUGAAAGACGUUCGGCAGGCGAGAACCGUCGCCGAUUCUCGCUCGACAACGACACCUUCUUCUUCUGCCUUCAUUAUAAUCAGGAAUCGACAAAACUGGCGUCGACACACUACGCAAUACGGGUCGGCAGCUGUUUUCAGGUCAGUGAGAGUGAGAAGCUCAAAAAAGAAACGUUGUAGUGUCAAUCUCUGAAUAGCAGUUCAUGAAUUUUCAACGGGCGUCCGUCCCAAACUCAUGUUAAUAUUUGAUGAAUUUCAGGCUAAGCUGCCGUCGAUGGCCAAAUGCUCUGUGGGCGACGAGAAAGAUCGCGACGAGCUUCUGUACAGGCCGGACAGCAUUGACGAGGAGACGGAGAAGGACUACAUCCGACUGGCACGGUGCUUCCGAGCAUACACGCUAAGUGGGAAUCACAUGCUCGACUCGCAGAAGAACGCAAGAGUGAGUGUCCCGUUUGAUCCGACUGUGCAUGUGUUUUACUGUUUCCAGUCUCAGGUCAGCGAUUUGCUUAUGGAUGAAGCAAUUAUCCAACUACAUCGGAGUGGGUACAAAGUGGACGACGCUCUGAGCGAGUUGAACGCAAAUGAUAUCAUUCUGACCACAGACGUCGAUUAUAUGACACAAGACGACGCUAAGAAAUUCGCGAAAGGAAUCAAGCAGCUCGGCAAGAACUUUUCACGGAUACACCGGGAACUGCUGCCGCAUCACAGUCGGGUGAGUAUCCAGAAAAGAAGAUCCUGUCCUUUUGAUGGGGCGUAAAACAGCCUUCGCGCAUCGCUUCAUAGAAAUUCAAAAGAAAGAACAACACAGUUGUUCUCCUCUCCUCUUUUGGUUUGAACUGGUGGUGCGGAGAAGAACAAGUGGGUAAACAUGACACGUUUUUCCUCCUCUUCCCGAUUUGUCUCUUGCUUUUUUUGCUCUCAUCGGCCACCUCCCGGAGGGAAAAGAGGGAGAGAAAGAGCAAAUAGAUUGAGAGCCGUUGUGUUCGUGUACGCGACUGCUUUUUUGGGCUGGGUACUCGUGUCCCUGGGAAAAGAUUCGAAAAGAAGAACAAAAAGCCAAGAGUAACACACUAUCAUCACUCUCAUUUCCCCCUCUCCUCCUUCCGUCUCCUCUCCCUUUCUUCUUCUUCUUUUCCGUCUUCUCCGUUUUCUUCCUGCGUGCGGGCGCGGCCGAAAACCAAUAACCGAACCCAUUUCCCCCUUCUCUCUUAUUUCCUUUUGCCUGUCUCAAGAUUUACGACCAUGAACUUUUUUCAAAUGACAAGCGAAAAGGGGGAGAAACAGAAAGAAGGAGGAAAUCUUCUUCACUUCUUAUCGCUCUCUGCCACUCCUCUUUUCGCCCAUUAUUCUCUUUUCUCCCCUCUUUUCCCCGUUAUCAGUCAGCAGGCGCUCCUCACCCGAUUAUUCGCAUUAGUGUUGGGUAACUGCCACUUAAUGGAGAAGACGGAUGAAGAGGAGUCCGAAAAAAACGUGAACGAUGUGUUUCUGUUUGCAGGAGCAGCUCGUCUCCUACUACUACCUCUGGAAAAAGACUCCUGAGGCGACGAAGCCGAAGCAAGCGGCUCGACGAGUCAAUCCAACGAGUAUCAAGCGGCCAACGAAGGAGAAGGUGAAGGUGUCACGACCAACGUCCACUGAAUACCUGGACUUUGAUUCUGCCAGCGAAAGCGACGUUGAGAACAACGGACCGUCCGGAAGAGCGUGCCAUCAUUGCUACGGAGCUGGUAAUUCUUUUGAAUUUUGAACAUAGACUAAAGGUUGUUUUUUUUUGCAGAAAGUAAGGACUGGCAUCACGCGAACGGACUUUUGCUGUGCACCGACUGCCGGUUACACUACAAAAAGUACGGACAGCUGCGACACGUGGCGAAUCGACCAACCCAAGUGCCAGCCUGCCUCUUCAAACGUUCCAAUUCGGACGAAGAAGAGAGCGGUGUGCGAACGAGAGCAGGAAAGAAAGAGCAGCGGAGGAGGUACGUCGGUUUUAAUAGAUUUCUCAUCACUAUCACAAUAGUUGAAUAUCUUUGUUUUCACACUUCUCUGUCGCUUUCUGCUCUUCUCUGGGCCCUCCUCGUCUUCUGCUCCGUCUGCUUCUCUCGCUUCUCUCGCUACCUCGUUUCAUGUUUGUCUCGAGGCGUCAGUUGAUAACGAGCGGGCAGCCAGCCAGCGGUCGGUCCGUCGUCCUCUGGCCAAAAAGAGAGAAUGAAAGAGAGAGAAAGAGAGAGAAAGAAUUGUGAUAUUAGGAUAAUUAAUCGAUUAUGAUACACGAGUCAUGAGUCUCUCAAUUUCGCCUUAUCUCUGCCGAACCCUCUUAUCACCUUAUCACCCGACUCCUCUUUCUCCCAUCAUCGUCAUCGCCGUCGUUUUAACAUUCGCCACUUUUUCGUUCUCUUCUUCUUUAUUCUCGAAGAAUUGUGUGAUGACACGGUAGAUAGAAAGAUAGAUACGGGGAAGAUGGAUGGGGACAGAUAUGCUGCCCCGCGGUCUUUUCACUGCUAUCAAAUUUAUUUUAUCGCUCUGGUCUAUUGGGGCCGGUUCUACCCUCCCCUUCCGCUGUCCCUUUCACAGACAUUAUUUCUCAUUUCCCUCCUCAUCAACAGGUAUUUACUCAUGCGUAUUCCCAUCUGUCGAGCCGCCCGUCGUGAUAGAAACCGAUGGUGUUGCUGCUGAUGACCACUCGCAGACCGCGUGCUCUCCGUUCUCUCUUUCUCUUUCCUGCCGUCUCCGUUUUCUUGUUCUCAUCUUUCGUCCGCAUUCUUUGUGAGUUUUCGAAAGCUCUCGAAGAGAAUGUAUCCUCCGUCAUCUCUCUUGUGCUCUCUUCCUAUUUGUAUACAAUACGCACCAGUUACGUAUCUUGACUCCAAAUAAUUGAAGGUUUUCUAGUCUGAAAUUAGAAAAAUGAAACACGUCAAGCAGAAAAACUCGUAUGCAUUACGGCUGCUCACCGGCUCCAUUCCGCCCGUCCCGUUUACCACAUUCUCGGCUUCUUUCUCUUUGAAUCUUCAAAUCUCUUGCUCCGGGAUAACAACCUGCUGUCGAUCGGCAGGUGCAACACUCCUCUCGGUGGCCAGCGGGGAAAGCCGAUUAGAAAGGUGAAAGGGCUAAUAAUCCUCCUCUCCCGUUCGUUAUAUCCUUAACCUACAAUUGCGUUAGCUCCUUCUCUCUCUCUCUCAUUCGUGGUCCGUCAUUAUCCAUACGCGAGCAUGUGUGCGUCUGUGUACAAGUCGAGAUUGAAUUCGAUCGCAAACGGCGAAGAAACAAAAGCAAUUUUGGCGUGGCUGUGGGAGAAGGCAAGCUCCUUCCACCAAAACUGAUUAGGUUUUCGCCCCUUCGGUCACCAAUAUCCGGUAUUGGUUCGCUGUUUCCUGCCGUCACUCGCUCCUCGUCUCUUUAGUUCCUCCGGAUGCAGGAAAUGAGAUGGACUCGUGGACUCCUGGAGUGGCCCCCUUUGGCUUCCCUUGUUAGUUCGUGCCCCUCUUUUGCAUCUAAGCGCGCUUCUAACCGCCAUGUCCAAUUUGUCCGCCGUCCUCUCUUUUUGUUUUGGACUCUGCCUCUUCAUCAGCCACCUCUACAAGGACGACUGCAAAAUAUUCGAAAACGCGAGCUCACAUGUGACCAGAAUAUAAUAGAUUUUGUGGUCGUGCGACACAUUUUCGGCUCUUCUGGUCAUCAUCAAAGCAUCACAAGACACAAUUCAUUUGAUAUGAGUCUUACUUACUCCCCACGGGCCCAUGUUCCGCUCCUAUUUCACCAUCAAUCAGUGUGUCUGACAAGCAGCGACCCCCGCCUCUUAUUCUUUCGACAAGUCCUCUCCAAUUCCUUCUCCCCGCCACUUGACACUUUCUUUUUUCGCGCGCUCCUAGCAGGCAGCUGGCAGCAUGCCAACAUUUUUCGCCCUCGUUUGCUGGCGCGUGCCCGAACACACUGCCGACAGAGAUAAUGUCGCACCUCGCCGUGUUGGCGGCAGUCCUCCUUCCAGAUGCUUAUCUCUUUCGGUUGUACACGCUGUCUGCAGCGUGUCACUUCUUCUUUCCGUUUCUUUUCGCAUCAAAGUUAAAUAGUUUAUUUCGAUAGAUAACAUCGGAAGCUUCAUCUCAUUUUACUCGCGCAGAGCAGAGCCGCCAUUCAUAGUUAAUUAGCAUGCAGAAACGGAGAAGGUGUCUUUUCGUGCUCUCUUCCGUUUCGUCUCGUUUAUGCCGUCUCUUCGCCCUCGGCUCCUCAUCUUUCUAUUCCUCAAGAGUGAUGCACACUUGACAAAAUUGCCUUCAUUGCUCAUCAACACGAGUAGAAGAAGACGAAGAAAGAAAAAAGACGAAAGGGGACAGCGCCCGCCCGCCUGCACAGCACCGGACCACGCCCAUAUUUGUCGCGUUGGCCCCCCGGUUGCGCGAAGCGAGAGGAGCGAAGAAGCGUCCAUCGUGGCGACGACUCCGCCGUCUCCUUCCUUCCCUUUCUUUCUGCUUCUUUGUGGCCCUCGCUCGUCUCUCUUUCUCUCCACUUUCUCUCCUGUUGUAUAUGUCCGUCCGUCAGGGGUCUUGUCACCGGCGUCCGGCCGCAGUUCCCCUCUCCUAUGUGUGCGUGUGUGUGACCGAUACCUUUUUUUUCGCCGCCUCAAUGAGUUUAUGACACCCACAGUUGGCGGGUUACGGGCGGCGAGCAGAAUGCCUCUGCUGGUGUCCGGGCAUCCAUCCAUUCAGCGCACGGGGCGACUUUUCAUGUCGCCUCUUUUUCGCACUGCCACACGCGCCGGAUCAAUAUGUAUUUUGUCUCUGUCAGCCUUUGUGCACACGCAACACCUCUCUUCCGCACCGGCAACAGACGGUCAUUCAGUCAUUGCGAUGAAUGUACCGGAAAAAUUGCGCAAUUCAAUGCUGCCCGCAGUGACGAGAAGGAUGAGGCCCCCCGUCGGCACAAGGGCCAGACGAACAGACUGACCGCGAGCGCCUGCGUAUUGAUUGGUCGGUGCGCGGGAGAAGGGUACACACACACUCGACCACCACCAUUCCACUCUCUUUUCAUCCUCCGCCGCUCCGCAGUACCAAGUUGAACCGGGACGGCAGGUAACAAUGCCGCUCCAUACAUUUUUUGGAAGCAGGAAACUCCGCUAAUCCCGUUUGCCGCCCAUCAUUAACUAAUCCGUUUUUGAAUUUGCAUACUGCUCUCCCUCCCUCUUCCCCUAUCUCUCUAACGGACUGACUCGCUCGCUCGUAAUCCGGCCACUACUGCUGGCCUUUUCUGUCUCUAUUCGGCGGCUUUUUCUGUGAUUUUGCCUCGCAGGCAGAUGUUUCGGUUGCUAACGUGGGUCACAUCUCACCAGACGAAAGCAGAUGUGCCACACUCCUUCGCCCAUUUCGCCCUUUUUCAUGUUUAAAAGGGCAGUGGCCGAAUGAAUGUUGUUUUUGAAAGUUCCAGAGUGCAGAACACGUCAUACUAUCCUUUUAAUUUUUCUCCCACAAGUGCAAGUGUGUUUAUUCUCAGAGUCUGUUCUAGUAUCUUUCUUUUUUUCGUCUUCUUCUUCUUCUUCUUGUCGUUGACUUCCUUCAACCAUUUUGAUGAGAAUACGACGAAAAAACAGGCGCCCCGCCGGUGCGGGCCGAAUUUCAUUCUCUCCCUGCAAUGUGUAUUGAUAUCUUCUCAGUUUUCUUCUUCUCUCCUUUCCACUUGUGAUAUGCCCUCGAUUUGUUUCUCGCUAUCAUAACGAGAUGACGGUUUUUAGAAGAAUCAUUAUCACGCCCUCGUCUAUCCCUUUAAAUAUCUUCAUUCAAAGUCCACUUUUCAUCACCAAUCGACUGUUCUUCAUUCAUAAAUUCUCUCCGCUUUCAGAACGCCUUCAUCGAUGAGCGAGACUCCAGAUCGCAGAUCGCCUUCUAGUGUGUCGAACGGUGCGCCUCAUUUGACCGCCGAAGAGACACCGACGAAACGGUUGAACGGGGCCACCAAACGAUCAGCGAAGCGGCCGCUGCACAACGGUAUCCUGAACAACAUGGAAACGGCUGGAAGUACGGAACCGGCAUCACCGUCCAGCCCUCCUCCGAAGUUGACGAACGGACUGACCAAUGGACACGCUCCAGGACCGUCUACUCCGAACGGAGAGACUGCCACGAAAAAAAUGAAGAUUGUAAGAAUAGUUUAAGGGAUGGUAGAUAAUCUAUUUUUUUCGUUACAGGAACAGAUUGAUGAGGACUCUGACGACGAGGAAGUCGGCAAAAUGACCAUUGACGAGGGAGACGACGAGCCGAUGCCUGUUCUGAAUGGAUUCAAGAAAGAAGAGCUAAUGGAGGAAGUGAAGUUGGAGUUGAAUGGAACUAUAAAGGAGGAGAAUGGCAUCGAGAAUGGGCCAACCACAUCGAAUGGCUCAAAUAGAGCUGACAACACCUCGGAGUGUUCAUCCGUGUGUGUCGGACUGAGUGCCGGAGAGAAUGGAAGCGAAAACAAACCGGAUCUGCAACUUAUCAACGACGAGGAGGAGGAAAUCGUCGAGCCGGACAGCGAAUCGGACACCUACACCAUUGGCAUUGGUGUCGACUUCGAAACGAGAAACGCGUUGUUUGUCAGGCGUUUCAUCAGAUCGUGUGGACCACGUUGCGCGCGAACUGACUUGUGCUUCAAGAUAAAAGUGAACGGCACUUGGGACAGGACCAUGAGAGAAAAGGCUGAGAAGAAAAAGGCGGCGGCAGCACCAGCUCAUCCUCCCAGAAAUCAGGAGCAAGAGGCUAACAAAUUGGCGCUGAGUCAGCAGCAGAUGCUCAAAGAGAAGCAGCAACAGCAACAGCAGCAGCAACAGCAGCAGCAACAGGUUCAGCAACAACAUCAGCAAGCAGCUCAGCAACAUGUCGCCGCUGCCGCUCAACAACAGAUGCAGCAACUUCAGAUGCAAGCUAUGAUGGGACAAAUGCCGCCAGAGAUGAUCCGGCAAAUGAUGCCUCAUCAGUUUGGUCUCGAUCCGGGAACUGCAAUGAUCAUGCAGCAACUGAUGGCCAGCCAACAGCAGCCAGGAGUCGCCGCUCUUCAGCAACAUUUGGCCAUGCAACACAUGGAGCAGCAGGCUCAAGCACAUCAAGCCCAACAGGUUGGUAUUUAUAAGAAACGAGCAACGCAUAAUCUGGGUCAUUUUCAGUACAUUCGAAUGCAGCAAGAGUUGGCACACCAGCAACAACAGAAAAUCCUCGAACAGCAAAGAAGUGCACAAGCAGCUCGCGAGCGAGAGCAACGCGAACGAGAACGAAUUCAGCAGCAGCAGCAGGCGCAGCAAGCUCUCCAACAGCAACAACAGCAGCAAGCUGCAGCUGCUGCCAGCCAACUCUCGCAUAUGCAUCCAGUGAUGGCGCAAAUUAUGGCGCAGAUCCAAGGAGGAACCGUUACCCCGCAAGACAUUUCUCGCAUGAUGGAGAUGCAGGCUCAAGCGAUAGCAGCUCAGCAACGCGAGCAGCAAGAACGAGAAAGACGUGACAGAGAACAACGUGAACAACGAGAAAGGGAACAGCGAGAGCGGGAGCAACGAGAACGUGAAGCGCAGGCAGCUCGUGAACGAGAAGCUCAGGCUCAGGCCCAAGCUCAGGCUGCAGCUGCAGCCGCACAACAACAACAAGCUCAGGUGAGUAUAUGAUCUGCAAGAUGCAUAAGUUAUCCAGGUUGAAUUUCAGCAUAUGGACCUGCAACAGCAGCAGAUGCAUCACCUCCUCCUCCAGCAAAUGCUCGUGAACCCAGCCCUUCUCCAUCAAAUCCAACAACAAGCCGUCCAAGCACAAGCGCAAGCUCAUGCUCAUGCUCAGCAGCAACAGCAGGCAGCCGCCGGUGCCAACCCACUGCAACUGCUGCAGCACGGAAUGGCUGGUCAGGCAGGUGCCGCUGAAAUGAUGCGACGACUUCAAGCGGAGUCGGCUAUGCGUUCCCAACACCCGUAA